AUGCUUCUGCUUCGGAUUACCCAACGCACGGUUCCGUUGAAACGUGACUAUUUAUACGAGAACUUGGGGAGAGCGCUUCGCUUUCUAGAGAAGCAACCAGGUUUGCCCGUUGCGCUGAGCGGCGUCACUGCUGUGGACGCCGCCGUGUGGUGCGCGAGCGACGCCACCGUGCGGAAACUGAACGCCAAGUAUCGCCAACAAAGCCGGGUUACCGACGUGCUUGCUUUCGGCUUUGCAAAGCCGCCUCAGUAUGUCGACCAAAGUCGCGGAGGUAUCACCGUCGCUGAUCUGGGAACUGUGGUAAUCGCGACGCCGUUUCUGUACAGGCGGUAUCGACGCGUCCUCUCCCGGGGGUGUUGUUCUGAAAUGUUUGAUGUACAUGUACUGAAGACAGCCGUUCACGGUCUUUGCCAUCUAUUCGGAUAUUGCGAUGAAACGGAAGAGCAGUCGAAAAUCAUGACUGAAAUUGAACAGCGGGUCCACGAAGCGUUGGGCAUCGCUGGGACGUGUUCCGCUCCUGUGUGA
This is a messenger RNA of Cyanidioschyzon merolae strain 10D, 525 nucleotides long. RefSeq lists its product as hypothetical. Gene Ontology annotation, biological process: rRNA processing. The coding region runs from base 1 to 525 and encodes 174 amino acids. The transcript has a single exon. Gene Ontology annotation, molecular function: metalloendopeptidase activity. NCBI's taxonomy places the organism in Eukaryota, Rhodophyta, Bangiophyceae, Cyanidiales, Cyanidiaceae. The record is from RefSeq and is a predicted model, not a curated record.